AGCUCGGAAGUAGGUGGCGGAGAAAAUUAUUAAAAAAUCGAUCAAUAGCAACCAAAGAUGGAAUAUUAGAACAUAAUUUAUGCCCAACUGUGUUUAUUAUGACAGAGGAAUCUGAUUUCGGUGCCUUUGAAGCAGCGGAGGGUGAUAAAAAUGAUGAAAUUGAAAAUUUGAAAACGAAAAUUAAAGAGUUUGAAGAGAGGGAACUAAAGUAUAAAGAAGAAAAAGAACUUCAAGAAAAGGAAUUUGGAUCAAAAAGAGCCAAAUUUAAGGAAAUAUUCUUACAAAAAGAAGAGGAAUAUAAGACAGAAAGAGAUGCCCAUUUGGAGACGCAAAAGAAAGCAGACAUUCUAGCGAAGGAAUUAAAUGACGUGAGAACUGAAUUAGAGGAUAUUAAAGCAGCAGUGUCCUUCUCUGAAUCAAAUAAAGAAGACGCCAUCUUGGAAAUACGUAGACAGUGUAAUCAGGAAGUAGACACACUUCAGGGGUUACUUAAGGAAGUAGCAGAAGAAGCAUCUACAUCUACAGCAGCACAAUAUGAAAAUGAAAGAACAAAACUACAAGAACUGAACGAGAAGUAUGAGGAUGAAGUGAGAGAUCUACGAAGUAAACUCAGUCAGGAAAGAGAAGGGUUUCUAACUUCAGUUGCUAAGCAGUUAAAACAGAUAGCUCCAGGUUCUCUGGGACAACAGUCAUCUAAUCUGUCGAUGGAGGAAGAGAAUUUAGAGGCCAGUAUGAAAAAGGCCCAAGCUGAUGCAGAAAUACUGAAAUCAGUUGUUUUACCUUUAGAAGAAGAGAUUAAAGGGUUGAAAUUCAAGCUUGCUACAUAUGAGAGAAAUCCUGAUGACAUAGGUACACCUCCAAUGAAACAUGCCACUCCAGAAACACAGUCUUUGUCAGAUCUGGAUGCUAAAGAUCCAGAAGAUAGGAUUCAAGAAUUACUUCAUUAUUUAAGAGUAGAAAAGUCCUCAAGGAAAGAUUUAGAAAUGUAUGUGGCUGUUUUAACAACACAGAAAAACAUCUUUGAAGAAGAAUGUGAUAAGACUAAGAAAGAUUUAGAAGAAGUUUGUCGUAUUUUAAAUGAAGAGAAACGAGAACAUGAACAGUUACAACAGACUUGGCAGAUGGCCAAUGAUCAGUUUUUAGAAUCACAGACAUUAAUGAUGAUGGAUUUACGGAGAAUGGAAAGUGUUCUGUCAGCAGAACAACAAAGACAAAUAGCAGAAAUGCAGAAAAAAGAUGAAGAAAGAAUGGCACAAGAGAAGAAAGUAAAGGAUCUAGAAGGAGCAAAGAAACAACAAGAAGAAGGACGUUUGAUAGAGGCAUUGAAGAAAGCAGAGGAAGCUUCAGAGAAAUUUAAAAAUGCAGACGCCAAAAUGCAAGAAAAGCUAAAACAACAAUCUCAAAAAGACUUAGUACGUGCCAAUUCUCCUAAUAUAACUGCAGAUUUGAACAAUGAGACUGACGAUGAUAAAUCAAUAUUAGAUGCCUCAGAUUUACCAGAAGGAGAUUCAUUUUUAGACAGUCGUGUUUUAGAUUCUAAUGAGGAACUUGAUGGAUUACGUGUACAAAUAAGUCCAGAAAAAGUUCUUAAUUUACCAUAUUUAUCACAGGCACAAACUAAAGCACUAACAGAUCCUACACCAGAACUACAACUACGCCAGUCACUAAUAGCCUCAGCCAAAUCUAAAGUGGACAGAAUCUCAGUGGAUGGUAAAAGAUUGGUAGGACAAAAAGAAUGGGACCUUCUACAGCAACAGUUAAAGGAAUCCCGAGAUAAGUUAGGUAAGCCAUGUGAUAUGUGUAAUAACUAUGAAGACCAGUUACAGAACAUUCAGGACGAUCUGAAGAAAGAACAAGUUAGAGCCAAGUCAUUUGAGAGAAAUCUUAACAGUGAGAUACUUACAACGGAGAGUCAACAAAAGUAUAUAGCAGAACUAGAGGACACACUCAAAAAGACAGUGUCAGACGCAGAUGAACAGGUUUCUAGUCUUUUAAACAAACUACAAGAUUGUGAAAAGUAUAUAGAAGAAUUGAAACAGCAGUUUACACAGUCACAAGUAGACCUCAGAGACCAGUUGCAAGUAUUGACAGGAUCCAGAGAAGAAGUUCAAACUGAGUUGACAAGGUUACAGAAGGAAAAUGAUACUUUAAUAGGGAAACAUUCUAAAUAUGCACAGCAACUUCAGAAUGAGGAUAUUAACUUACCAAAUAAUAUAGAGGAAAUGCAGUUAUUAUUAUUAAAGUAUCGUGAAGAGAUAAUUCAGUGUAAGGUUGCUAAGGAACACACAGAGGAAACAUUAAAAAGUGAAAUCAUGUUCCUGAAAGAUCAAAUACACGCUGAACAACAGGAGAAAAAUAAUAUAGAGGAAUCAUUAUCACAAGAACUAGCUACAGUGCAGGAAAAACUUGUUGUGCAAGAAAGUUUAAAAUCUGAAUUAGAACGAGAAUCUUCUGUGAGAGCAGAUCUGAGUAAAAAAUUAACAGAGUCAGAAACAACUUUAAAGAGUAUUCAAGCUAAAUCAAAACAACUUAUAAAAGCACUGCAGCAGCAAGUUGCAGAGCAAUCUGAGAUUAGAAGUAAAUUAGAGAGUGAUGUUCAAAAAUACAGAAGUAAAGUACAGUCGCUACAGAUAGACUUAGAUAAUAGUGAAGCAGUACAGAGAGACUUUGUUAAACUCUCACAGUCAUUACAGAUUCAAUUAGAAAAGAUUCGGCAGGCAGAAACAGAAGUUCGGUGGCAACAGGAAGAUGAUAUUGAUGAUUGUAAUAAUUGUAAACAACAAUUUUCUGUCACAAAAAGAAAGCAUCAUUGCAGACAUUGUGGGAGAAUAUUUUGUAGUGACUGUGUAACUAAAACUGUGAACAGUGGUCCAAACUCUCGACCGUCAAAAGUUUGUGAUAUAUGUCAUACAAUUCUUGUAAGGGACGCUUUACCAUACUUCAGUACAGAGCCACCUAGCACGCCCAGCUGAAACUACAACAAAUAAUAAAUUCGACUAAAUGUGUAGGAGUGGAUGUGACUGCCAUUUGCAAAGUUUGAGCCGAGUGCUGGGCUAUUACUAGCAGUGACAUGUGUACUAAGUCAUAAACAUGUGUAUCACAUGUCAUAGAUACUUGCAAGUUAUGCCACCAGCAUAAUAAAGUCCAGUACUAAGAGUUUAGACUUUUGUUGUUGUUUUAUUUAUUGUUAAGUUGUGUCAAUACUUAUUGUUAUGUUUAUACAGGUCAGUAAUUUUAGAUUGAAGUGGAAACUGAAAAGAUUCGACUACUGUUAAUUCUGAAAUUAUUGCAAUGUUUUUAUUAUUAUUAAAAGUGUGACAGGGUUAUAAGCACAAUAGAUAAAACCUACAAUCUUUUUUAUCAGAAUUAAACAGGAUUUUUAUCAAUAUGGCAAAAAAGUAUCACUCAAGUUUAGUCUUAAAAGACAAAAUUGCAAUAAUAAAUGCUCGCAAUAAUAAAUGCACGCAAUGACAAAUGCAUGCAAUAAUAAAUACAUGAUAAAUGCACGCAAACAUUUCUGAAUUUACAGUAUCAGUAAAUGUCUUGGAGCUGUUUAGUUAUU
This is a messenger RNA of Mytilus trossulus (common blue mussel), 3562 nucleotides long. Its product is annotated as rab GTPase-binding effector protein 1-like. The record is from RefSeq and is a predicted model, not a curated record. Gene Ontology annotation, biological process: endocytosis. Gene Ontology annotation, molecular function: growth factor activity; metal ion binding; GTPase activator activity. The transcript is spliced from 22 exons. Gene Ontology annotation, cellular component: intracellular membrane-bounded organelle. The coding region runs from base 99 to 2972 and encodes 957 amino acids. NCBI's taxonomy places the organism in Eukaryota, Metazoa, Mollusca, Bivalvia, Mytilida, Mytilidae.